GGCGUGUUUAGUUUAGCAGUAGCAGUAGACGAGUAGAGUUGUAAGAAGGACCAGGAGGCAACAGGGAAUCAAAGAUGUGGCGAGCAGUGCGUGUUGCUCGCACCUACAGUCAUCGCCUGUUGCAGUCCUCUGAAGACCUAGGUCCACGAUCAUUGUGCAUCUCACAAGUAGAAGGCCAUGAAAAACAAAAGAGAGGUUACAAAGAUUUUGGACACCGCCCAACUCCAGAACCCCUGGCCACAAAGAUAUUUGCUACAUUCAUUGGAGUCAGUUUCUUUUUGACACUGGUUGACUACAAAAAACUAAAAAAAAUGGUAUUUCCUGAAGUUAAAGCAGAAUCCAUUCUUAGUGAAGACAAAAAGUCCAACAAUGCCCUUUCGGAGAAGCAGGAUAGUGAAACUGAAGAAAGUGAAGAGGAGGAUGAUGAUGAGGCUAAAAAGAAAAAGAAGAAGGCCAAAGUUGGAUUUAGAGAUCGCAAGAUUAUGGAAUAUGAGAAUCGCAUACGGCAGUACUCCACUCCGGACAAGGUGUUUCGUUAUUUUGCUACCCUCCAGGUGGUUCAUCCCAGUGGAGAACAUCAUGAAAUCUACAUGACACCAGAUGAUUUCUUGAGAUCGAUGACUCCUGGCCUCAAACAGCCCGAUGGAUUGGGCCUUGACCAAUACAAGAGGUAUGACCCCAAGGUUAAACAUGACUACAAAGCAGCCAGAAACCUCAGCAGACUACAUGGAAAUGACACAAAUGUCCAUAUGAAACUGGAACUUGCCUUAGAUGAGGACAGCAUUUUUUACAAGCUUGGAAGUGCUGGUCUGAUCACAUUCUCUGACUACAUAUUUCUGCUUACUGUCCUAUCAACGUCACGGCGACAUUUUGAGAUUGCCUUCCGUAUGUUCGAUCUGAAUGGUGAUGGGGAUGUUGAUUCAGAAGAAUUUGAAAAGGUGGCUACACUCAUUCGACAGCAGACGAGCAUUGGCAGCCGACAUAGGGAUCAUGCCAACACUGGAAACACUUUCAAGGGUGUGAAUUCUGCACUGACAACAUAUUUCUUCGGCCCAAACCAUGACCAGAAAUUGACUAUUGAGAAAUUUCUCGAGUUCCAACAACAAUUACAGAGAGAGAUACUGAGUCUUGAGUUUCUAAGGAAAGGUCCUGAUGAAAACGGCAACAUAUCUGAGGCUGAUUUCACUGAAUUACUUUUGGCGUAUGCUGGUUAUCCACAAAAAAAGAAAACGAGAAUGCUGAAAAGGGUUAAAAAAGCGUUCAAAGAAAAUGCAAAAGGCAUAAGCAAAGAUGAUUAUCUCAAGUUUUUCCAUUUCUUGAAUAAUAUAAAUGAUGUGGACACUGCACUAACUUUCUAUCACAUUGCUGGUGCCUCAAUUGACCAAGCAACUCUAAAACAUGUGGCCAAAACUGUUGCACAUGUUGACCUGUCUGACCAUGUUAUAGAUGUGGUAUUUACUAUUUUUGAUGAAAACUUGGAUGGUCAACUGAGUAACCGUGAGUUUGUCUCUGUGAUGAAGAACAGGCUUCUCAGAGGUCUUGAAAAACCAAAGGACACUGGAUUUGUAAAACUCAUACAGUCCGUGACAAAAUGUGCUCGUGAAACAAAACCAACACUGCUCGACAUCUAAGAAAAUUCGCUUGGAAUCUCUCCUGCUACCAUCUGCAGAAAAAUGAUUGUUGUGUUUCUUGUACUUAAUGUCUUCCUUCACUUAAAAUAUAUUGCACAUAUGAGAUGUGUGAGAGUGAUGAAUACAAAUGAUAGCUGGUGGGGAAAGUAGACCCCAUAAAGACAACAAUUGCAUUAAAUAUUGCUACGUAGCAGUCAUGGAAGGUACAGCAUAUGUGUAGGAUUUUUCUUCGUACCGUGCAGACUGUACCACCAGCAUUCAUUGUGAUCUGCACUCCAUGACUGGAGUUGCUUCUGGUAUCAGAUGUGUACUUACUCUCACAUUAGCAAGAGCAGCAUGUAUUUCAUAGAAGUGGGAGAUAAAUUAAAGCUUAAUUCAAGGAACUAAAUUAACAAAGUUAAUUAAGUUAACUUACGCAUAACUGAUGAUAAUUCAUCUACUUCCUUUUGACAUCUUCCUGUUUUGCUACCAAGAGCACAGUGUUGUGGUUCAGAAUAGUUCACACCGAACAGCUUUGCAACAGUGUUUGCUGUUAGAAUAUACCAUAUUGGUAACUGCACAAAACUCUAGAAAAUAACAACUGAGUGUAAAUAAAAUCUUAUGAAUUUAAUACAUUUAUAAAUUAUUUUCUUUUUCUGUAUUUUUCCUUGUUUUUAAGUAAACAGGUUGUUGCUGUAUACUGCUUAAAGUUGUGUUUCAUUAAACUUUAACAUUGUUAAUGUACUUAAAAUUUUAUUUGAAAGUGUACAGUGCAGUUGAUUUGUCGUCUUUGUCUCACUCUGUUAUUUACUGGAAAGUUCACUGUUAGCUACUAACAAUGUGAAUAAAUUUGUUAUACUAAA
Molecule: messenger RNA, 2473 nt
Organism: Schistocerca cancellata (South American locust)
Lineage: Eukaryota; Metazoa; Arthropoda; Insecta; Orthoptera; Acrididae
Gene: MICU1
Product: calcium uptake protein 1 homolog, mitochondrial
Exons: 13
Coding region: 75-1631 (518 amino acids)
Biological process (GO): calcium import into the mitochondrion; mitochondrial calcium ion homeostasis
Cellular component (GO): uniplex complex
Molecular function (GO): calcium ion binding
Source: RefSeq, a predicted model, not a curated record